This is a messenger RNA of Ilex paraguariensis (yerba mate), 2628 nucleotides long. NCBI's taxonomy places the organism in Eukaryota, Viridiplantae, Streptophyta, Magnoliopsida, Aquifoliales, Aquifoliaceae. The record is from the annotation of a GenBank genome assembly.
AUGAGUGGCGUGGGUGAGCCUUGGCCGGGUGGCAAAAGCGAGCCAAUUUUGCCGAGUGGCAAAAACAAGGAAGUUCACUUUUUUCUUUUCCCUGCAAUGUUUGAAUGCCUGUGUUGGGUAUUGGGAGGAUUUGAUGCAUUAGACUAUGUAACUGAGAGGCAGUGGGCCACAGCUUCAGAUGGCACCCAAAUACCUAUAUCGAUUGUCUAUCGAAAGAAUCUCGUGAAGCUUGAUGGGUCUGAUCCAUUACUACUUUACGGGUAUGGUUCAUAUGAGAUAUGCAUAGAUCCCGAUUUCAAGGCAUCCAGGUUGUCUUUGUUAGACCGGGGUUUCGUUUAUGCAAUUGCCCACAUUCGUGGAGGUGGUGAAAUGGGGAGGCAGUGGUAUGAAAAUGGGAAACUGUUGAAGAAGAAAAAUACUUUCACAGACUUUAUUGCUUGCACUGAGUAUUUGAUGGAGAAGAAAUACUGCUCAAAGGAUAAACUGUGCAUUGAGGGAAGAAGUGCAGGGGGAUUGCUUAUUGGAGCUGUUCUUAACAUGCGGCCUGAGUUAUUUAAAGCUGCUGUAGCCGGAGUUCCUUUUGUCGAUGUUUUGACCACAAUGCUAGAUCCAACCAUUCCUCUUACAACUGCAGAGUGGGAGGUCCUAUCUUUUCCUUUCUGAAAAUUUCAACCCCUAAACCUUAUUUCAUAUUGAAACAAUUAGAACUUAGAUGGCAGAACAGAGGAUGGAAAUUUGGUCUCCUACCUGUAAGAUCUCUUGGAGAUUGAUGCUAACAUCUGAUUUAUUCAUGCUUACAAGAAACAAGCUGACAUCAUAUAAAUUAAUUCGUGUAAUCACCUUUUUGUGGUUAAAAUUGGGCUAACUGGUUCAGUGAAAAUAUUCUGCUAUGCUUAUGAAUUCCAGAAAUAGCACCUCCACGUGUAGGGAUAAGGCCGCGUACACCUGACCCUCCCAAACUCUUCAGUGGUGGGAAUCUCGUGUACUAGGCUACCUUGACCUUGAGGUUAUAGUUCCGAAUUUAGGGCAGUCACUGUGUAAAUAAUGCCAAAAGUUAUGUCCGUACCCAGUCUACAUUUGCUUAUCAGUUAUCUCCUUUAAUUAUGUCCAUGCCACUUAAGUUGAAUAUUAAAACUCAUCAUGUACCUCUGCUAGUAGAUCUACCAGCAAAUUGGCUUUGCUUAGAUUUUCUCAUAUGAGAUUUGGAUUGAAUUUAUGAUUAGUGUACAUAAACAGUACUAUGUUUUCAACGGGAAACAACAUGUUGGCUGUACAUAUCUGUUUUUUUUAUUUUCGCCUUUCUGCAUUAAUUAUCUACACGAACAAAUAGACAUUAAUUUUGUUGAAUUAGAUUCUUAGGAGGAAAGACAUAAUUCAGUUUCUCUCCUGAUCUAAGACAGUAAAGGUGGAAUUCUUUAAUGGACUCUUUCACAAGUGUUUUGACUACUGAACAGCUCAAGUUGUAGCUGUACUAUUGUAUGUGUAAAUUUGAUUUUUACUAGUUGAUGCACAGUUGAUGCACACGUACGUUGCAUGUGAAUCAUUUUGAAUUUCAAAUGCUACAUGUUAGUGUUGUAAAUAUUAUUGAUGGAGUGCGUUGCACAAUCAAGCAAAGAUCGUGAUCCUUGGGGCCUAAUGAGUUACUGAAUGACUUAGUCAGAACUUAUAGCCUCUUAAGACGUGAAUAGGGGAGAUGGGGAAUGGUGCACAAAGCGUUUAUAGUGGUUCACCAGGUCAGGAGCUCAGUUAAUCUACUCUUAAGAGAGUCUCCUACUCCUAAGGGGUAUUUGUAUUAAUAAAAGGGGAAAAAAUUACAUGAGAUAUUUUCUUAGGCUCAUUGCUUAUAUCCAGUUGUGAGGGAUAUGUCCCUCAGAGGCCCUGCAUGAUCUUGGACGUGAUCUUUGCCUCCUUGUAACGGGCAUGCCUUUUAUGCGAUUGCCAUGGACAUUGUUGAGACAAUUACGACUUAUUUGUCCAAAUAUAAGACCAUUACGUUAUGUGUGGUGCCUGGGUGGCAAGAUUCAAAGUAUCGGCCGAGUCGGAUACAACUCGGUCGAGUCGUAUCCGCCUCGGCAGGCAGUGAUACGAUAACGAUACACAAUGCAAGACUAUCACGAGUCUACCAUGAAUCGGUUCUGACUCGGGCGAACUUGGUUCAACUCGGACAAACUCAGAUUUGACUCGGACAAAACUCGGCCCAACUCGGACAAACUCGGCCGAUUCACUUUCAAAUCGACCUAAUACGCACAACAAAGAAAAUGCCAAAAAAAAAAAGGCAAAAAAGAAGAGGAAUUGAACCCUAAAUCAGACCUCUUUCACCAUAAUAAAAACAAAAGAAGAACGAAUAGAUCACAGACCUGAAAAUUUGUGGUAAAUCUCCCCAAUUAGAGACCCUUUUACACUAAUUGUUCCUACUUUUCUUCUUCUUUGCAGUAGUAAAGGACCUAAGUACAGAAACCACGGAUCAACGAUCAACAUCGCGGAUUAAUUGCAGAAACUCUAGGUUGCUCAACGAUCGGACUACUCGAGUAGCAAGAGUUCUAGCUUCAACGACGAUGAGUCUCGAGUAGCAGAGACCCAUCGUCUCUGUGCUUCCUCUCUCUUUCCCUCUCUCUCUCUCCCUCCCUC